CACCAACAACAUAAUGGUAGGAUCCACAAAACACCGACUCCAUAGAGAAGAACAAGACCUCAUGCUCACGACAGCCUCGUAACAACUCUGCAUCUGCUCGCCCAGUUUCCCAGUUUUGACGCAGAAUGACGGAAAUUAUCAUGAACCAGACGCCUCCGGUCCUUCUCGGGCCUUCAGAAAAGGAGCGCAAAUAUGACCGACAACUGCGGCUGUGGGCCGCGAGUGGCCAGUCAGCACUCGAGUCAGCCAACAUUCUGCUGGUGAACUCGGGGGCGGGCACGGUCGGUGCAGAGACUCUGAAGAACCUCGUGCUGCCAGGGAUCGGUCGCUUCGCCAUCUAUGAUGAGACCCAAGUAAGCGAAGCCGACCUGGGAGUCAACUUCUUUCUGGAUGAGGACUGCCUGGGCAAGUCUCGUGCUCAGAGCUUGACCCAGCUCAUCCUCGAGCUCAACCCGGACGUCCAAGGCACCUGGUAUCCCGAUGAGGAGGUGAAGACACUGGACACCCUCCUGGAACGCUCACCGGUCUUCACAAUCAUCUUGUACACACAUCCCAUUCGCCCAGAGCAGCUUGCCCAGCUUGAGGCCUAUGGUCAACAGCACAAAACCCCGCUCGUGGCGAUUCACUCGGCCGGGUUCUACUCCUACUUUCAGAUCAACCUUCCAGGGGCGUUCCCCAUUGUCGACACGCAUCCUGACGAGACGGCAACGACCGAUCUGCGGUUACUGAAUCCCUGGCCGGAGCUGGUGGCCUUCGCCGAGGAGUUGACCAAGGAUAUCGACGGUCUAGACGACUUCCAACAUGGUCACCUGCCAUAUGUGGUGAUUCUUCUCCACUACCUUAAGAAGUGGAAAGCGGGACACGACGGCAAGUACCCCGCAACCUUCAAGGAGAAGUCCGAGUUCCGCAAGAUCGUGCAGGGUGCAGCGAGGACCAAUAACCCGGAAGGUGGCGAGGAGAAUUUUGAUGAAGCGGCUGCUGCCGUUGUCAAAACGGUGGUGCAACCGUCUUUGCCGUCCGGGCUGAAGGAAGUAUUCGAAUACCAGCAUACCGACCCGGCCGAAAAGAGGUCGGGUUUUUGGAUUAUCGCCGAUGCCGUCAAGCAAUUCUAUGAGAAACAUCACUGUCUGCCCCUUCCUGGCAAACUUCCCGACAUGAAGGCGCAGUCUAAGGUGUACAUCCAGCUACAAAACAUUUACAAGGCCAAGGCACGCAAGGACGCAGCCGAGGUACUGCAAAUAGUACAGGCUACGCCAGGUGGCGAGCACGUUGAUCCCGCAGAAGUGGAUCUCUUCUGCAAGAACGCAGCAUUCGUUAAGUUAAUCAAUGCGCGGAGGGGAGGGGGCAGCGGGAGCGACGCGCAGAUGAGCAGGGAAGAUCGUCUGAAGUCAGUGGCAGAGCUCGAGUUUGCCAACGACGAGACGGCUGCCUUGUCCCUCUCCCCGCUUUCCCUGCUGCCAAUCUACCUCGCUUUACAAGCGACGGCCCACGUGGACCUGUCUUCCCGGGAAGGUUUCACUGCCGACGCGAUCCUCGCGGCCGUGGCUCAGCGGGUGCCCGGCGCCGAGAAGCGGGAGCGCGUUGUGCAGGCCGCCAACGAAGUGGCACGCGCCGCCGGCGGGGAGCUGCACAAUGUCGCGGCCUUGACCGGUGGUAUGGUGGCGCAGGAGGCCAUCAAAAUCAUCACGAAGCAGUACAUACCUGCCGACAACACGGUUAUCUACGACGGAAUUGGCGGCCGGGUGCAGGUGCUGAGGCUUUGAGAACAACACCAAGGCCCGUGUGGGGAUAAACAGAAGGGGGAGAGGGAAAGGAAAGUGAAGGUCACGUGUUCCAAUUGGCGAGAUGAGAUGCCCUUGCAGUGCUGAAAGUGAUGAAAGUGGCAAGGCGCCUGGCUUUCGGGUCUUAAGUCCCUCGCGUCGUCCUUUUGCAAGUUCCAAGGGCAUGCUGAAGCGAGCUGGGCCCUCGUCUCCCCGCCUGGAGACAAGCAGACUAACAUAACAGGGACUUGCAAGUCCCGAGCCGGGCUGGGCUGGGCUGGGCUGGGCUCCGAUUGAGCCGGCUAGGGGUUUUUGAGUUUUUUUCCCCCCCUUCUUUCUCAUCCUCUCUCACCCCCCUCCUUCGGAAAAUAAGGAGCAAGCAGCCGGGUAUCAAGAGCGGGAGGCAGGCACAUCAGAUAUGACAGCAUACAGGCGCACGGUAUCCACAAACAGGAACAGGAUAUGCGCGGAAUUGGCGGCUUCAUAGAAACAUGACAACGGCCGGGUUACAGGUGGUGGUGCUAGCGGAAAUGAUGGAUGACGAUGAUGAUGAUGAAUAGACAGGCAUGCAUGGCCAAGAC
Thermothelomyces thermophilus ATCC 42464 is the source of this 2341-nucleotide messenger RNA. RefSeq lists its product as uncharacterized. Gene Ontology annotation, biological process: protein neddylation. Lineage: Eukaryota; Fungi; Ascomycota; Sordariomycetes; Sordariales; Chaetomiaceae. Gene Ontology annotation, cellular component: cytoplasm. The record is from RefSeq and is a predicted model, not a curated record. The transcript has 5 exons. The coding region runs from base 126 to 1763 and encodes 545 amino acids. Gene Ontology annotation, molecular function: NEDD8 activating enzyme activity.